Molecule: messenger RNA, 2404 nt
Organism: Aplysia californica (California sea hare)
Lineage: Eukaryota; Metazoa; Mollusca; Gastropoda; Aplysiida; Aplysiidae
Product: sodium-coupled neutral amino acid transporter 9
Biological process (GO): amino acid transmembrane transport
Molecular function (GO): amino acid transmembrane transporter activity
Source: RefSeq, a predicted model, not a curated record
GAUUGGCAAGAGGAACAUCGGCCAGGGUGUAUUAUCUUGUGACAGAUGUCACUAUGCUUCAUCAGCCAUGAGAAUGGAAUUUUCAAAAUCAAGUAGGGCAGAGAGUUAGUAAAAUGGUAUUUCAAAAAAAGUUUCAUAUUAUAUCAACAACAUUUUGUUACCAAACUCAAAUUGCGUUUUAUUCAAUUUCGUAGAUUGACUCUUUAGCAUCCAACAUUUUAAGAGACUCACUGGUGACCUUUGACACAGUACACAACAACAAGUCAGUCAGCUGAAAGUGUGCAAUCACUGCCAGCAAUCAGCAGUUGAAAGUGAAAGUAAGUCGCAGUGACGACAAGUGCUUGUUCUUGUGACGCGAUAUCAAGUGUUCAUGGUGUGGAUGGCAGAAAGGAAAGAGGGUGGAAACGUUCGUGAUCUUGUGACCUGGACCUUGUCAAUUAAAUCAAGUUGACCUCUUCGAAGUGCCCACAAAAGAAGCCCGAAGAAUGCACAGUCACAGAACAUCUCAAUACUCGGGCUAUGAUCCCGGACGUGCAUCUUUAAACAAUGGAGACCUCUCUGAUGAUGGUGAUGGCCCAUAUAAUGAGCAGAGCCGCUUACUCUCUGGCUCUGCCUCUUCACCCCAUACCAGUGGUCUCAAUGGUUCUCAGCAGGGUGUACCUGAUCCUCAAGAAAAUUCGGUUGAAGUUGAUAUUGUUAAUGAAGCGACUGCCACUCAGAACAGUAUUGUCACGAUAUUUUCUAUGUGGAACACCAUGAUGGGAACAUCACUGCUGAGCAUGCCUUGGGCUAUAAAGCAGGCAGGUUUUGUCAAUGGAAUUGUGCUGUUGAUUGUAAUGGCUGGGAUCAUGGCGUACACUUCCUACAGAGUUCUCAACUCAGGCCGCUUGCUCGCAGGUCGAGUAGUGACUGAGUUUUCAGACGUGGUGAGAGUGUUCCUUGGACGUUUUGCUGAGGUGGGGGCUCUUCUGUGCUCGCUGCUCACACUGCUGGGUGGGGCCAUUGUCUACUGGAUCCUCAUGUCCAACUUCCUGUACCACAUCGUGGUCUUCAUUUACAGUCACGUCCACCAGACUGACCAUCACAACACCAAUAGUAGCAGCAACUACAGCCACCCACAGGAAGCAGUGCCUUUCACCGAUGGUACCUUGUCUGUGACAUACUUGUCUAUAUUUGUUGCUGUGAAGGCUGGGGAGUGGGGAAUUCACCUGGAUUUGAACUCAGACCACUCGGCUGCCUACAAUUAUGCCCCAGCCUUUGAGUGGUCAUUCCCGGCUCUUACUGGCAUUGCGGCCUUGGCCUACUUCUUGCAAAACUGUGUCAUGGCGAUCUGCAGAAACCAAAAGCAUCCCGAAAACAAUACUCGGGAUCUGAUUAUUGCUUAUGUGCUGGUGUGUCUGACCUACACAUACAUGGGAGCUGUGUUUUUUGCUGCUUAUCCUAUGGCCAAGUCGUGCAUUGAGGAUAAUUUCCUGAACAACAUGGCGUCCACUGAUGUGAUGGCGUUCGUGGCUCGUAUGGGACUGUUCUUCCAGAUGAUGUGUGUGCUCCCGCUACUCACAUACGUUUUCCGAGCCCAGCUGUUGCAUUUCCUGUUCCGUUCGGUUUGGCCGAGUGUGAAGCAUGUUCUGGUACUAAAUCUCCUAAUAGUGGGCGUCUGUGUGAUUUUUGCUGUGUUUAUGCCAAAAAUUGGACACAUCAUCAGCUUUGUUGGAGCUUUCUGCGGAUUUUCGUAUGCGAUCGCUUUUCCUUGCACUGUGUACCUUGUUGCUUGUUACCGAGAUGGCUCCCUGACUGUACCCAAGCUUGUUUUCCACGGAGCACUCAUUGCUCUUGGUCUUGCCAAUUUUGUCGCCCAGUUCGUUAUCAUCGGACACACAUCUUAGUGAUUUAAAAGAUGCUCGCAGCUUUGCUGUUGGUUGCUGUGGAGAUUAUAAUAAGCUCUGCAAGUUCUGCAAAAAUAUUCGUUAAUGUCCGAGCUGUCUAUUUUAUUGUACUUUGUCAUGUUCAAGAUUCUCACUUUGAUAUUAGGUCUUCAUAUGACCACAGGUUAAGGUUUUAGUUUACUGUUUCACAUGCAAAUAGUAUUUGAGGCUGUUAGCGAAAGUAGGCAGUUUGUUAAUGACCCAUUUUUAUCGUCAUAAUUGUAGACGUACAGACAGGGUUUUCAGGGGCGAAGGCUGACUUGUUUGACAGGGUAAUCAAAGUGAGACUGGACCAGAUAGGGCCUGGAGAUAUCACACAAGAAUCUUACUGGAGGCAGCAACACGAGUUGUGAAUGAAAGCAAAUCCUGAAUUCAUGUUGUAUGUUCAACCGCCGAAAUAAUCGGGGAAGUACAUGUAUUUCACUAAAUAUUUAUUCCAACUAACAUUAAAUUUAACUUUAGAUGUGAAUACACAAACA